This is a messenger RNA of Protobothrops mucrosquamatus (brown spotted pit viper), 540 nucleotides long. RefSeq names its product zinc finger protein 664-like. Bases 1 to 528 code for a protein of 175 amino acids. Lineage: Eukaryota; Metazoa; Chordata; Lepidosauria; Squamata; Viperidae. Gene Ontology annotation, cellular component: nucleus. The transcript has a single exon. Gene Ontology annotation, molecular function: RNA polymerase II cis-regulatory region sequence-specific DNA binding; DNA-binding transcription activator activity, RNA polymerase II-specific. The record is from RefSeq and is a predicted model, not a curated record. Gene Ontology annotation, biological process: regulation of transcription by RNA polymerase II.
AUGGAGUGUGGAAAGACCUUUAGUUUUAGCAGUCAUCUUAAUUGUCACAAGAGGAGCCACACAGGAGAGAAACCAUAUCAAUGUGUGGAGUGUGGAGAGAGCUUUAGGUGGAAUUCUAGUCUUACCUCCCAUAAAAGGAUCCACACAGGAGAGAAUCCAUAUCAGUGUAGUGAGUGUGGGAAGAAUUUUAGUGGGAGUCAAAGUCUGACCGUCCAUAAAAGGAUCCACACAGGUGAGAAACCAUAUAAAUGCAUGGAGUGCGGAAAGAGCUUUACUCAUAGCAGUCAUCUUAAUUCCCAUAACAGGAUCCACACAGGAGAGAAGCCAUAUAAAUGUGUGGAAUGUGGACAGAGCUUUAGGUGGAUUUCUGCUCUCGCCAGCCAUAAAAGGACCCACACAGGGGAGAAACCAUAUCAAUGCAUGGAGUGUGGAAAGACCUUCUGUUAUAAUCAAUCUCUUAUAAGACAUCAAAGCAAUCAGAAAGGAGAAAGAUCUUAUAAAUGCAUGGUGUGGAAAGACAGGACUUGAGAAUCCACACAG